UCUAUUAGAAUAAAAGUAACGUAAUUCUGAGAACAAUAUUUGUAUGUGAAUGUGCACCAUCUAGUGGAGUAACUCGUAUCACUAAUCACAUGACCGUCUCGAGGAAAGGAAAACAAGGAAGCACCUCAGCGCUGUCACCAUACCUGUGUUUACAGGGGAAAGAAGAUGAGUUCAGCUGUGGAGCGAACGGAAGAACAUCUCAGAGAAUAUCUCACAUAUCGUGGAUUUACCAGUACGUUGAAGACCCUUGACGCAGAAGUCAAAGCCGACAAGGAAAAGGGGUUCAGGGUGGACAAGAUUAUCGACCAGCUCCAGUUGUUUAUUCAGAACUUUGACCUGACGGGACUGAAAGAUUACUGGGGUUACCUGGACCGACGGUUGUUCUGCAGACUAGAGGACAUCUACAGGCCCACCGUCAACAAACUAAGAACAAGCCUGUUCAGAUACUAUGUUGUUCAUACCAUUCAGUCGAGAAACCUUGAGAGAACUCAGGAGUUUUUCCUAAAGCAGGCACCAGAGCUGCAGGGACAGCCAGAGUGGCGUGAUUGGUUCAUCCUGCCAUUUAUACCCUCCCCUGAGACCAAUCCUGCAUUCUCGUCAUAUUUCUCCCGCCAGUGGGCAGAUACCUUCCUGGUGUCGCUGCACAACUUCCUCAGUGUUCUCUUCCAGUGCAUGCCCCAGCCAGUGCUGCUGUGUUUCGACUUUGAAGUCCAGAGAACCACCAGCCUACUGGAGGAGAACGAGCAGCUGAGGCAAAGGCUGUUUGCCCUGCAAGGAGAAGCCCGCUUCAGGAAGGAGGACGAAGAGAUGGUGCAUCACAAACUCCCCCCCUACGUGCAAAACAUGGAUCGACUCGGCGACACUGAGCUGGACCUGGUGUCCAGCCAGCGCACGGUCAACUUGACUUCAACAGCGCCUUCUCGCAACUUCUUCUACACAUUCCUGCCCCAGGGGAGACGGGCACCUGGCAAGACGCCUCAAGGGGCUGGGUCCUCGCCAACACAGGCUUCCCUCGGAAGAAAGGACACCGCAGCCAAUCAAGUGAGACCAUAUGUUGGCCUGGCUGCGAAGCUGAAAGAGCCAGGAGUCUGUAAGGACUCCAAGCCAGUGUCUGGACCUGUUGGGAGCGCUGAGGUCCCGGCGCCACACACCCGACAAAAAAGGCACCAGGUUCAUGAGAAGGAGAGGAAGGAGCUGUUCUCCAAACCCCUUCCUCAGAUGACUGAGAAGAGAGGGGAGAGCUUGGACAUGGAGCCCCAGCCGGAGGGCCAAUGCGAGGCCUUGGACUCCCCCCCGGGCCAGGCUCGCGUGAGCGGGGAAGGGUUGGCCCCGGAGCAGCCCUUCAUCAAGCUGAGCCAGGAGGAAUACGGCGAGCACCACUCCUCCAUCAUGCACUGCAGGGUGGACUGCUCAGGCCGGAGGGUGGCCAGCCUGGAUGUGGACGGAGUCAUCAAGGUGUGGUCCUUCAACCCCAUCAUGCAGACCAAGGCCACCAUCAUGUCCAAAUCCCCCCUGCUGUCCCUGGAGUGGGCCACCAAACCAGACAGGCUGCUGUUACUGGGAAGUGGCGUGGGCACCGUGAGGCUGUAUGACACCGAUGCCAAGAAGAACCUGUACGAGAUGACCAUCGACGACACCCACCCGCGGAUCCUAUCGCUGGCCUGCAGCCCCAGCGGCACCUCCUUCGUUUGUUCCGCUGCCGCCCCCACCGGUACCGGGCGCUCCGGGAGCGUUACAGAGACGGUGACCCGCCUCCCGUUUCCGGUGUCGGGCCAGCUGCUGCUCUGGGACACCAAGACCGUCAAACCCCAGCUCCAGUUCUCCUUGGAGCCAGGACCCGUGGCCAUCAACUGCACGGCUUUCAACCACAACGGAAACCUGCUGGUCACGGGCGCGGCCGACGGAGUCAUCCGACUGUUCGACAUGCAGCGCUACGAGUGCGCCAUGAGCUGGAGGGCACACGAUGGGGAAGUGUACAGCGUCGAGUUCAGCUACGACGAGAACACCGUCAUCAGUAUCGGGGAGGAUGGCAAGUUUGUUCAGUGGAACAUCCAUCGGUGUGGGGUGAAGCAGUCGGAUCACUCCCUGCCUCAGGACGCCACGGGGCCCUUCGUGCUGUCGGGGUACAGUGGGUACAGGCAGGUCCAGGUGCCCCGAGGGCGCCUGUUCGCCUUCGACUCCGAGGGCCAGCACGUCCUCACCUGCUCCAACAACGGGGGGAUCAUCCACAAGCUAAACAGCAGCGAUGGCAAACUGGAGACUGUCCUGCCCCUGGGCGGGCACAAGGCCCCGGUGGUCACAGUUGAUUGGUGCACGGCCAUGGACUGUGGCACCUGCCUCACCGCCUCCAUGGACGGCAAGAUCAAACUGAGCACGCUCCUGGCGCAGAAGUCCUGAGGGGCC
This is a messenger RNA of Osmerus eperlanus (European smelt), 2403 nucleotides long. It is a transcript of the gene wdr91, whose product is annotated as WD repeat domain 91. Gene Ontology annotation, molecular function: protein binding; phosphatidylinositol 3-kinase inhibitor activity. Gene Ontology annotation, biological process: early endosome to late endosome transport; negative regulation of phosphatidylinositol 3-kinase/protein kinase B signal transduction. The record is from RefSeq and is a predicted model, not a curated record. The transcript has 16 exons. Bases 166 to 2397 code for a protein of 743 amino acids. Gene Ontology annotation, cellular component: late endosome membrane; early endosome membrane; extrinsic component of endosome membrane. Lineage: Eukaryota; Metazoa; Chordata; Actinopteri; Osmeriformes; Osmeridae.